GAUGACAAUUGUAGGCGCCGAUGAUGAUGAUGUGUUUAUAUUCGUGACGACUGGAAGAAAGAUUUGCAAUGUUUUGCAAAAAGUCUGCAAGCAAUUUCUAGAUAAUUUUCGUGUGGAAAAUCCGUGUUUUUGUGAAAUUUGUGUUCUAUAAUUACACCCUCACCACACAAUGACGAUCGAGGACCGGGUGGUGGCCCGCCUGAACAAGGAAUUGGGCCCAGAUUUCGACGCCCUCAAGAAGAACGAAUCCGUACUGCAAAACUAUCGCACCGAUUUGGACCGACUGGCCAGCAGGAUUACCCUGCCGGAUGAGAACUGCAUGCCCGAGCUGAAGAAUGCAAUCCAGUCGUGUUCCUGGAAGCACACGGAACUGGAGGAAGCAGCCGAUAAUCUGGAAGCGUUCGAAGAAAAGCUGAUGGAGCGAAUCGAACGGCACCAGGAAGUUCUGGAACGGAUCGAUGGCCAUCUGAAAAAGAUCAAGAAGUUAGAUAAUAUGAAGGAAUAUUUCAAAAUAUUACUGGAUAUCCAGAGUAUUGGCCAGGAAUUGACCGUGUCCAUCAAUGGGAAGGACGAGAACAAGACCAUUAGCUUGUACGUAGCCUUGAGUGGCCAUUCUAAUAGCAUUUUGGAUCGAUUGAGUAGUUUAGAGUCCCCACACUUGAAAAUGUACGCCAGGAAUACGGCGUUCUACUGGCACGACAUUCUAAAAGAGAAAUUCUCGAAGGAAUUCGAAGCAAUACUCAAGGCCAUCAAAUGGCCCAACUUGAACCAGACGCUGGAAGUGUUCAACCCUUCCAAAGAGAAUCUACACAAACUGUCCAUCCUGGCGGAAUACCUAUUCCUGGUCAAAAUUCCCGGCGAUCAAAAUCUGCUGAGCGUGAAGCUCACCCCGUCGAUCAUUUGUCCUCCGAUAGCGGCGCCGAACGAGCUGCUGUUGAAACCAUUCCGGCACCGGUUCACGUUUCACUUUUCCGGCAACAAGCAAACCAACCGGCUGGAUAAACCCGAAUGGUACUUCACGCAGGUACUUUCCUGGGCCAAGGAGAACCACGUAUUCGUGGGGCAGAACUUCCAAACGCCGGCCAUCAAGGCGGGAGUGGUUAAUCAUAACGUUCGGCUGGAGUUCAUCCGAGGCCUGGUGCAACUGGCCAUCGAGAAGCUGAUCGACGAUAUCGAUUCCAUCUGCCAGGACGAGGCUCUGUUCGGUCAUCUGAUCGACGAAAUCCUUUCGUUCGAGCAGGAGCUCAAAUCGACCCUCGGCUAUCCGUCGAGUUUCCCGAGUGCCGUAUCGGUCCUCAUCCAGCCCAAGUACCAUGUCAAGUGGAUGGCCAUCGAGGAAAAGUUCACCACCGACAAGAUGGACGCCAUGCUGAAGAGUGAGGAUCCCUGGAAGUUCCUCGACCCGGCCAACCUGGACGACAUGAAGAUUCCGCGAUGUGCCGAUCAGUUCAUCCGAUUGUUGGAUGCGAUUCGUGAACGGUACUGCUCACUGCCCCAGCCCGGUCAGCAGUUGCAGUUUCUCGAUCUUCAGCUCGAACUGAUCGACAACUUCCGGCGAAGGUUGGUCCAGUUGCACAACAGCCCCGGUCCGGACUGUGUCAGUUCGACCAAAAUCCUCAACGCCAUCAAUUACAUCACGUCGGUCCUGAGGGAAUGGGGCGAAAACGUGCACUAUCUGCACCUGCAUGCCGCCCGGUAUGGACCCUACGCGGACGAAAUCAGUUCUGUGUUCGACAAAACGAUCGAAGAGAUGGACCAUUGGCAACGGACGCUGGUCAAGGAUCUUGCCUCACGGGUGGUGGACGAUUUCAAAGCGAAAUCGCGCCCCUACCGUCACGACAACUGGCCCUCGAUGAAUCAGCUGGAUACGAAGGAAACGUUCAUGCUGUCGGCCAGCGCCAGCGAAAUGUUCCAGAUAUUGGUCAACCACCUGCACAGCUUGGAAACGGAACUGUCGGCCAACGUGUUCUCGAUCGUGAUUCGGUUGAUCGCUCUCCAGCUGGACGAGUGGUUCAUCGAUGGGAUGGUGAUGAACACGAAGUUUUCCACCGGUGGAGCGCUGCAGUUCCAGUUCGAUAUGACCCGGAAUCUGUUCGCUUUGCUGGGGCAGUAUGCCCGGAAACCGAGCUUAUUGUUCAAGAGAAUAAGCGACACCUGCGUCCUGCUGACGAUGCCCCUGGGAUCGGCCAUGCUGUUGCACGAAACGCUCAGUUCCUCGGCGGAGCAAACGGAGGACACCGUGCGGUCCACCUUGAAGGAGGUUGGCCUGUCCAUCUUGAGUAAAACGGCCGCGCUGGAAAUCUUGGAGAGGCGGAACGAUAUUGUUAUUUCCUAAUCGCGUUGGGCGGAUGCACGCACGUUACAUUUCGAUUGAUUCCAGGUGAUAUUGUGUUGUUUGAAACAGUAAAGCUUAUAGUUCCGAUUAUUCUGUUGAGUUAGCAUUAAUAUAUGAUUUUAAUAAAGUUUUCUAUGCGUAAA
Messenger RNA from Aedes aegypti (yellow fever mosquito), 2478 nucleotides. RefSeq names its product RINT1-like protein (gene Rint1). The transcript has 3 exons. Gene Ontology annotation, biological process: endoplasmic reticulum to Golgi vesicle-mediated transport; regulation of ER to Golgi vesicle-mediated transport; retrograde vesicle-mediated transport, Golgi to endoplasmic reticulum. Lineage: Eukaryota; Metazoa; Arthropoda; Insecta; Diptera; Culicidae. The record is from RefSeq and is a predicted model, not a curated record. Bases 170 to 2335 code for a protein of 721 amino acids. Gene Ontology annotation, cellular component: Dsl1/NZR complex.